UCCCCUCCCCAUGUUUUACUCACACAGCUGAGAGAAAAAGGGAGCCAGUCAGAGAAAGAAACCGCCUCAACCCUAUCCCAGAACAGGCAGCAUCUCUGGCAACCGCUGUUUCUUUGUUCUACACAGGCUUUGACAACACAAACGUGUUAUUUACAUAUUUUUUUCUUCAAUGACUUCGAGAAAUUAUAAAGAGAUUGACUCACAUACGACUGAACAUAUGGAUCAGUGUGGGUCUUGCGUGAAGAGAAGAAGGCAUGACAGCGAGCAGUCUGUCUCUAGUGGGACCAGCAGCUGUUCCUCUGGCCUGGAGUACACUGAUCUGGAGGCAGCUGAAGCUCUGGUGUGUAUGAGCUUUUGGGGCCAGGCAAUCUUUCUCGGCAGCAACAAGACAAAUCCCUGCAAGCCAAGGCCUCUCACGCCAGCUUCAGAUUCCUGUGACUCUCUCCUACCACCGGAGCCUCCAGAACCACCAAGGGACUUUGUGUCCCUCUCUUCUCUGUGUAUGACUCCACCUCACAGCCCCAGUUUUGUUGAGACCCCAUCAAACUCUAUGGUUCAGCCAAGCUCCAGUCCAGCAGUGUCCACACAACGCUGUGGAUCUGGGAUCCAUCAGCCUGUGCUGGCACCAAUUGCUGAGAAGACCACCUCCCUCCCCUCUCCACCACAACCCUGUAGAGCCAUGGUGACCAGCGUCAUCCGCCACACUGCAGACAGAACCUUCUGCCAACAACACAUUCCAGCGGCCCCCAGUCCAGAGAAAACUAUAGACACAGUAACUGAUACAAUGGUCUGCCAGCAGGAGCAGGAAUGCAUUACAAACAUUGAGCAGAUGACUACACUUCCAUCCCCUCCUGUGUUUCUAAUACCCUCAGAGAGAAAACAGCCUAGUAGUCCCUUAAAACUUUGUUUGGACAGUGUCUCCACCCCCACCCUUGUCAACGCUCAACCACAAAUUAGCCCACCCAGUCCCAGUGUUUCCACAACCCUGUCCCCUCCUCCAGUCACCAGCCCUCAAAUCAUUUGCCAGAUGUUCCCCGUCAGCAGCCAAUCAGGUAUAAUCUCAGCCUUCAUCCCCAGUGCGGUUCAGGCCUCCAGUACUGGAAUUCGGACUGCCACCACACCCAUCCUUCCCCAGCCUACCUCAGCUAACACCCCCACUGUUCAGCAGUCCCUUAUUGUGAGCUCAGCAGUGCCCCAGGGAACAGUGAUGCUGGUCCUCCCUCAGUCCACAGUCUCUCAGGCCCCUCAGUGCCCUCAGACUGUAAUGACUCUGGGCAACACCAAGCUGCUACCCCUUGCCCCUGCCCCAGUAUAUGUGCCAGCAGGGCCCACUGGCAGCACAACAGCCACAAAGAUGGACUUUUCCCGCAGGAGAAACUAUGUCUGCAACUUUCCGGGCUGCAGAAAGACUUACUUCAAGAGCUCACACCUCAAGGCUCACCUGCGAACACACACAGGUGAGAAGCCCUUCAGCUGCAGCUGGGAUGGGUGUGAUAAGAGGUUUGCCCGCUCUGACGAACUCUCACGUCACCGGCGCACACACACCGGGGAGAAAAAAUUUGUAUGUCCUGUGUGUGACAGGCGAUUCAUGCGCAGUGAUCAUCUAACCAAACACGCCCGCCGCCACAUGACCACAAAGAAAAUUCCCUCCUGGCAAGCUGAUGUUCGUAGUCUGAGCAAAAUGGCUGCCAGUAAAACUCCUUCUUCUAAACCUGGCAUUGCCACGCUGAGCAUGCUAGUACCUGCUGGCUCAAAUUAGAUAAUGAACAACUGCAAUCUUACCCACUCCCAACAUACCAGAGGGACGAUGGGAGCAGCCAGGCACAUGUGACUGCUCCUCUCUUACUCUUGGGAAAAAAGACUAAACAUGCACUGGACUCUUCCUGCUCUACUGCUCAUUUGUACAUCUAUUUUCUUUAAAAGAUUUUUAGUUUACUUUGAUAUUAUUGAUAACAUGGAUGCACUCUUGCCAAAGCCUUUGUAAAAAGUUCGUCUUAGACAUUUCACUUUGUCCAGCUCUCUUACAGAUGUUUUUCUUUGUGUGAUACUGAUGUCUUUGUGAAUGUAUUGUUUAUUGUAGUGUAAAAUUAUUUCACACCAUAUUUGUGGGGAAAAAAAAUAUACUAUGUAAAUAUGAAUAUUAAUCUUCACUACAAUGAUUAUACCUUGAUUAUAUCUCCCUGUCUAAAUUUUCAUAUUAUUUAAUAUUAUAUUUGUUAUAAAAAAAUGUUUGUACGAGUCUUUCUUUGAGUAUUGUGUAAUAUUUCCAAUAACUAACCUAAAAGUAGUAGGAUCAGGGUACAGUCAGCACUCUUAUGGCAGGGUGAUUCAGUGCGUGGUGUGCGCACCCACCGCAUCCUGUGUGUGUCUCACCCUGACUCCCCCUCUACCACUGCCUUCUUUGGUCAGCUAAAACUUGUUCAUGUUCUUCCAAAUGUGCUUACUAGCUUUUGGGGAGCUUCCUGCUGUGAAUAUUCUUUUUUUUUUUUCGU
This is a messenger RNA of Melanotaenia boesemani (Boeseman's rainbowfish), 2492 nucleotides long. Its product is annotated as Krueppel-like factor 11. Gene Ontology annotation, molecular function: RNA polymerase II cis-regulatory region sequence-specific DNA binding; DNA-binding transcription factor activity, RNA polymerase II-specific. The record is from RefSeq and is a predicted model, not a curated record. The transcript has 4 exons. Gene Ontology annotation, biological process: regulation of transcription by RNA polymerase II. Lineage: Eukaryota; Metazoa; Chordata; Actinopteri; Atheriniformes; Melanotaeniidae. Bases 170 to 1759 code for a protein of 529 amino acids.